GUCGCUGUGCUCGGCGGCGGCUCCUUUGGCACCGCGAUGUCGCACGUGCUCGGGCGCAAAGGCGUCAACGUUACCCUGGUGGUGCGCCAGGAGACGGUCGCGGCCUCCAUCAACGAGAAUGGCACCAACACCGCGCACCACCCGGGCGGUGGCGCCUCACGCUCGCCACACUUCCUCCCGCAGGUCCGCGCCACGACGGACGCGGCGGCCGCCUUCGCCGACGCCCACUUCAUUUUUCACGCCGUGCCCGUCCAGUUUACACGCGACGCACUGGCAAAGGUCUCGCACCUGAUUCCUCCCGGCGUGCCAGUCAUCUCCCUCUCCAAGGGGAUCGAGACGUCGUCUCUCAUGCUGAUGGCCGAAGUGCUCGAGGACUGCCUCGGAAGCGAGCGGCCGCUCGCCUUCCUCUCCGGGCCCGCCUUUGCGAGCGAGAUCGCGGAAGGGCUCGUCACCGCCGCCGACCGCGAGCUCGCAAACGACCUGAUGGAGCUGCUCGCGUCGACCAACUUCCGCGCCCUCUACUCGCCCGACGUGGUGGGCGUCGAGGUGGGCGGCGCCGUCAAGAACGUGAUCGCGAUCGCUGCCGGGAUGUGCGAGGGCCUCGGCCUCGGCACAAACGCGAUGGCCGCCCUCGUCACCCGCGGCUGCACCGAGAUGCGGAAGCUGGUUGUCGUCUGCGGCGGCGAGCCAUCCACUGUCUUUGGCCUCUCUGGGGUGGGGGACACGUUUGGCACCUGCUUCGGGCCGCUCAGCCGAAAUCGGCAGGUCGGCAUGCGGCUGGGGCCCGGCGAAACCCUCAAAAAGAUUUUCGCCCCGAGCUCGGAGGUGUACGGGGGGGUUCCCCCCAGCCGCUCUAUUCCAAAACUGGUCGGAAAGUACCCGAUCCUCUUUGGCGUGGCGGCGAUUCUCGACGGCAAGAUCACGCCGCGCGAGGGGCUGGAGCGGCUCAUGGAGAUGCCG
Messenger RNA from Emiliania huxleyi CCMP1516, 960 nucleotides. RefSeq lists its product as hypothetical. The annotation marks the transcript as partial. Gene Ontology annotation, molecular function: glycerol-3-phosphate dehydrogenase [NAD(P)+] activity; NAD binding. The record is from RefSeq and is a predicted model, not a curated record. Gene Ontology annotation, biological process: glycerol-3-phosphate catabolic process; carbohydrate metabolic process. Lineage: Eukaryota; Haptophyta; Isochrysidales; Noelaerhabdaceae. The transcript is spliced from 6 exons. Gene Ontology annotation, cellular component: glycerol-3-phosphate dehydrogenase (FAD) complex; cytosol.